AUGAACUCCACUGAAUACAGCCUUCGCUUGAAGUGGGCGGACCGGUUGGGAAUACAGUUUCUUGGCCCAGUAGAGCCCGAUAAUUGGCCACAAACCUAUAGGAGACUAUUCGCGGAUAUACAAAAGCUCGGCCGUCACGAAUACAACAGUUUCGUCGAGGAUAUCUCGAUUGACUCCAUUGAAAAGCCAUGGAGAAACUCAACACGAAACCGCGCUGAUCGCCUGUCGCAACUGGCAGAUAACGCUUGGAGAGAACGGAGGAAUGAAAGCGGCUGGAGGUUUGCCGUCGAGAACGAGAUAAUGCACCGAUUCUCGGUCGAGGUUGCUUGUCCGAAAUGUCGCAACAAAUUGUGGGAGUCUGAGAUACCCGCGGCUACGGACGGGAUUCACGUGCGGGCGGAGUUGCUCGAAGCCCGACGCCAGAAGCGUAAGCCAUGUCGAUGUCCACCUAUUUGGGGGCAAAGCCAGUAUGACAGUGGUAUCAGCAUGCUCUUCUCCGACCGAGCAGAGCAAAAAAUCAGACAUGAUCCGCCUUUGCCUGUGCUCUCUCAACCUGAAAAGCUGAAACGUUCGGAAGCGCCAGACCGAGUCUAUGGAUUAAAACAAACAGACAACUUCAAGCUCCUUUUGGAUUCGGAUGAUAAGCGCGGUGCUGCAGCUACGCCCUGUCCGUCGCUACGUGAAGCCAUGGAAGUCAGUCCAUUUGAGCCUGAGGGGGAGCCCCUGCUUUAUCCAUUUCUUGUCAUGGAAGCAAAGUCAAGUAAAGGGGCAGACCGAGGAGAGGUCAACAUGCAGACAGCGUUUGUAAUUAGGCGCCUUUUAAAUGUGCAGCUCAACCUCAAGUUAGCGACGGGAGAAGAAACGCAGUGGGAAUCAGGGCCGAUUGUCUGGUUCUUGGCUUGGCGGGGUGAAAUUUGGGAAGUCUCGGCGGCAUUUGUAAAUGAAUCCGAGAUCAAAUAUCCAGUAGUUGAUUUGUGGAGUGGAAACAUUCGCAGCAAAAAUGGUGCUUUGCAACUUCUUCUGAUCAUGGAUUACAUAUUUGAUUGGGCUCGCGAUGUUUAUCGACCCGCAAUAUUAGGCGAACUGAACACGAUAUCCACAGGCGAUAUUUCAACGACGGAUACGAACGUGUUUUCGACAAUAUCCCGAACCCGAAGCAUCUCCAAUUGGUUGAACCAAUCACAAGCUACACCAGCACCGACGAUUCAAGCUCCAAUCGCUAGUGUGCACCCCAGUCUGGAAUAUUUGAACAUCAUUUGUCCAGAAGGCGCUAUUCGGGACGCGUCCAUCCUUGAAUCACGCUAUCUCGCACUUCAACUCUUGGAAGGUGACAUUGACAACUUUUUGCUCUCGUUUGCAUCAACCGAAACAGCUCAAGUGUGGCUUCACGACAUGUUAAAAUGUCUUUCUAGUUCCUGGAGAGUCAGAGCAGAGACAUUAGGUGCCUUGGAAAAUAUUUGGACGACAGAGGUUCGACUUCGAGAAGGAUAUCAACAUGAUGAGAUUUUCUAUGUCAAAAUUGCAAUUCACAUCAGCAGUCUCCAUGCUAUGCAUUUCCAGCUGCUUCUAUAA
Penicillium griseofulvum is the source of this 1572-nucleotide messenger RNA. RefSeq lists its product as uncharacterized. Lineage: Eukaryota; Fungi; Ascomycota; Eurotiomycetes; Eurotiales; Aspergillaceae. The record is from RefSeq and is a predicted model, not a curated record. The transcript is spliced from 5 exons. The coding region runs from base 1 to 1572 and encodes 523 amino acids.